UCAGCGCCCACAUUCAUUGCUCAGCGUUGGUGUAGUUUAGACGUGCUCUUGUGUCGCGCAUUAUUUCACAAGUAUUUCAAGAAGCGAAUUGUGUGUAACAUUGUCUCACGGCAAUAUUUUCUAACCCAUUUUUAUCCAUAACCAUGGGUUACAUUACAAACGACAAAUCUGUUGUUGACACUUGUGAGAGUAAAAUCGAAUCACUCUCAAAUUGGAUCCGUCAAGUUAAAAGCAAAUCUCGCAGUGCCAAGAAAAACAAAAGUCGUCAUCUCAGAAUUAUCGCGAUUUUGAGCACCUCUCUAUCACGUGCCGAGAAUGAGCUCAUUGCGGAACAAAGAGAACGUGCCAGAAUUUGGGCGGAAAUGGAAGCAGACCUCGGACCAACAACAAAUAAGGAAGAAGAAAUGGCCAGGCAGCAGCGAGAGAAAAUCGACAACAUAUGGAAGAAUGAACUGAGCGGGCUAGAUAAUUUUUUUAAAGAAUUAGACAAUGUCAAACCAAUGUCUAAUUCUUCUAGUAAACUAAGUAAAUAAUACUCACACAUACGCCUACACGGCAUGGAACUCAAACACUGACACCAAUAAUGGAAUAUCGCUACUACGGAUAGCUGAAGAAAUUAAGUCG
Messenger RNA from Galleria mellonella (greater wax moth), 624 nucleotides. RefSeq lists its product as uncharacterized. The record is from RefSeq and is a predicted model, not a curated record. The transcript has a single exon. NCBI's taxonomy places the organism in Eukaryota, Metazoa, Arthropoda, Insecta, Lepidoptera, Pyralidae. Bases 144 to 533 code for a protein of 129 amino acids.